Messenger RNA from Echinops telfairi (small Madagascar hedgehog), 757 nucleotides. RefSeq names its product chromosome unknown C8orf88 homolog (gene CUNH8orf88). Gene Ontology annotation, molecular function: eukaryotic initiation factor 4E binding. The coding region runs from base 19 to 372 and encodes 117 amino acids. Gene Ontology annotation, biological process: negative regulation of translational initiation. The record is from RefSeq and is a predicted model, not a curated record. Gene Ontology annotation, cellular component: cytoplasm. Lineage: Eukaryota; Metazoa; Chordata; Mammalia; Afrosoricida; Tenrecidae. The transcript has 5 exons.
CUCAAGAUCUUUGUCAUAAUGGAAACAAAAAAACUGAUUGGUAAACCGCUUCAACCAGCAAGACCUGUUCGUCAUCUGACUUCUCCGUCUGGGGUAGUGUUUCCCUUCAACUUUCAAAAUGAAUAUUCAUGCAAUACUCAGUGCUUACAAAGUGGAGUUGGAAGAUGUAAGACCAAUGGAAUGCAAGCCUUUCCUCAAGGUCUUAAUGAAAAGCAGCAACAUCAGUCUCCAGUUAAGAAAGAAAGAAUUAAAUACAGUAGAGAUUUCCUGUUGAAGCUCUCAAGUGUUUCCAUCUGCAGAAUAAAACCAGACUUUCUGCCCGAUCAUCCCAUUGUACUUCAAAAACCAGAAAACAACCAAAGUUUUAAUUAGCAUUUUAAGAACAGACAAAUUUGAAGAUACAGAAUUAUUUGUUUUAUAUUUUGGACACCGACAAAUGAAGUGGAUCUAGUAAUAAUAACUGCAACGGAUUGGCUAUCCAAUUUAUUUUUAAUUUUGAUGGUUGACUAUUUGGUUUUUCCUAAGAUGAGAAAGAUAUUUUAAGCUAUAAGGAAUUUUCUAAUCAGUUUCAGCUUUGCAGGCAGUUACCGGAAUAAAUAUGGAAGUGACACUGGAAAGUAAAAAUUGUGUUAGUGAAGUGGGAAGACUGUAAUUUGCAUGCUACUUGCAAUUUUUUUCUUUUUCAUCACUUGUAAUAAUGGAAUGGAAAAGCAAGCUGUAAAGAUUCUCAAAUAUAAAGUAUUUGCUACAACAUAUA